Molecule: messenger RNA, 1971 nt
Organism: Synchiropus splendidus (mandarinfish)
Lineage: Eukaryota; Metazoa; Chordata; Actinopteri; Syngnathiformes; Callionymidae
Product: homeobox protein HMX2-like
Exons: 2
Coding region: 244-945 (233 amino acids)
Biological process (GO): regulation of transcription by RNA polymerase II
Cellular component (GO): nucleus
Molecular function (GO): DNA-binding transcription factor activity, RNA polymerase II-specific; RNA polymerase II transcription regulatory region sequence-specific DNA binding
Source: RefSeq, a predicted model, not a curated record
AAAUACCCUGAAGUCCUGCGGAAGCGCGCAGUGAGGAGGAGAGUGACAGAUUAUUUAAAGCUUCACCGCGGAUGUGGAUCCCGCCCUCACUCUCUCCAAUCACGAGCUGCUGGAGCUCAGAUCUUCACUGUGAGGUGGACUCGUCUGGUAUCGGCUGCAGUCUCGGUCCAGCAGCGAUGCAGCUUGCAGAGUCCAGGACCUCCUACCAGCUACCGCAGGUGUCCCGGCGUCGGAUCGGCCACAAUGAGCGCAGGGGAAGUUCCGAAUCGGAGCACGGCGUGGAAGUUUACCAUCGACAACAUACUGAACCUGAAGAACCGUGUGGGAACAUGGGAGCAGGAGCACCGGGAGCAGCGGGAGCGCCGGGACAGACAGGAGUGUGACGUUCAUCCGCGGCUGGGAAAAGAGUGGGACGGGAGGAAGCGCGAGCAGUCAGCCCAGAAACACAGUCACGGGGCUCUCUCCUCCCCCCGGACAGAACGCUCGUCGGCAGCCAGCGACGGGGGCGAGGGCCCGGAUCCUCAGGCCCAGUCGGAGCCCAAACCCACAGCGAAGAAGAAGACCCGCACCAUCUUCUCCAAGAGACAAAUCUUUCAGCUGGAGGCCACCUUUGACGUGAAGCGGUACCUGAGCAGUUCGGAGAGAGCGUGUCUGGCCAACUCCCUGCAGCUGACGGAGACCCAGGUCAAGAUCUGGUUCCAGAACCGACGCAAUAAGCUGAAGAGACAGUUGUCCUGCUCGGAUAUGGAGCCGCCUCUUGUUCCGGAGAAGCUCUCGGACGCCGGGAAUAACAUUCACUUGCCGCCUUUUUACAAAGACAGCAGUCAGCUGGGAGGAUAUUUGGUGCCGGUGUCGUUUCCGGUUCUUUAUCCCGCCGCCAACUCAUCGCCUUAUAUGUAUUUAGCCAACACUGGUAAAUAUUUCGGAGUGCUCGAAGGAGACUAAAGGUUUUGUCUUUCUAGCCUGUCCCUUUCCAUUUUCUUAACUCGAUUUUUGUCCAGAACAUAUUAUUAUUAUUAUUAUUAUUAUUAUUAUUAUUAUUAUUAUUAUUAUUAUUAUUAUUAUUAUUAUUAUUAUUGUAUGUUUAUUUUCUUUACAAUCCUUUCUUUUAUUAUGAAUGAUGGUAUUUUGAAGCACUUGUCCAUGUUUUAUAGACUUAUUGUGAAACUUUUAAUUCAGUCACGAUAACGUGGCGACUAUGAAUUUUACAAUAAAACAUGCAACGUGUUUAAAAUCCUGCAAUCCUUUUUACCUCUCGUAAUAACUGUGUAUUAGACAUGUACCAGAAAUAAUACUAGGCUUUUUAACACAGCAAGGUCACACACACAUCACAUGUAUUAAUUUUAAAUUAUUUAAAUUCAAGUUUGAAAGAUUGUCUGCCAUCAUAGUGUUUACCUUCGGCCUGAAGAAAGGAUGAAUGAAUAUGGGCAAACUUGAAAAGCAAAUAUAACUUAUCAUCACUGAGAAGAAGUCAAGUUCAGGUGACAGAACGGAACAGAGACGCUGCAUGCACCAUUGGGGUUCUGUUCUCCAUCUUCAGGUUCAACGUCCUCACACUUGAUACCAAACAACCAAUACAUUUUUGUGAAUGUUGGAAACAUAUUUUAAAAAGUGGCAUUGGAUUCAAGAAAAAUAUGGGAUAUAUAUUUAAUAUUGAACAUUUGUUUGUUGGACAUGGUUUUUAACUGUUGACUAAUAUGGCACCUCACAGGGACUGGAUGAGUGUUGUUUAGUGGACAUUUAGCUACCAAAAUUGUUGACCUGUUCACGCUCUAACGUCCUGGGUAGGUGGUCAAUCAGACGGGAGUGGACAGCCCAGCCAGUGCCCAGUAUUUACCUGUGUUGAGCCUGAUGCUAGAAACUGCAAUAGAGGUAAUAGAGGUCAAUAAUAGAGGUAAUGAAUUUGAUCAUGGCAUAGACUGGAUUGACACCGAUGAAAUGUAUUUUCAAGCAACAUCAUUGCAAUGAAAG